ACAUAAAUAUUCGCCAUGGCCAGCAAAGUGGAAGAAAUCCGAGGAUCGAUCGAGACGUCACUGAAGGAUGAGUCGAAACCAUGGACGCAGUUCUUCAAGCUCGCCGAGGAGAAAACGAACGUCCCCCGGCUAUACAUAUUUCUGGGUGGCGUGGCCGUCGUUAUUCUGUACCUUGCCUUCGGCUAUGGAGCACAGAUCCUCUGCAACGUGAUUGGAGUUGCCUAUCCCGCCUACAUCUCGAUGAAAGCCAUUGAAACCCGCACUAAGGAGGACGACACCAAAUGGCUAACGUACUGGGUAACGUUCGGUGUGCUUUCGGUAUUUGAGCACUUUUCCUUCUUCCUGGUUCAGAUCAUCCCGUUCUACUGGUUGCUGAAGUGCUUGUUCCACAUAUGGUGUAUGGUACCGAUGGAAAACAACGGUUCCACCAUCAUGUACCAUAAGGUUAUUCAGCCAUACUUCAAGAAAUACGAAAAGGUUGCCGACAACUUCAUCAGCGACACCACGGACAAGCUGAAGCAGACGGCUGGAGAAAUGAUCUCGAAAGUCAAAUCAACCUAACUUGCAUAUCUUGCACUACUCCC
Messenger RNA from Anopheles marshallii, 584 nucleotides. RefSeq names its product receptor expression-enhancing protein 5 (gene ReepB). NCBI's taxonomy places the organism in Eukaryota, Metazoa, Arthropoda, Insecta, Diptera, Culicidae. Bases 16 to 561 code for a protein of 181 amino acids. The transcript is spliced from 4 exons. The record is from RefSeq and is a predicted model, not a curated record.